AUGAACCGUAAGCCAUUGCAGCCUAAUGGUCAGGACGAAGGGGCUAAAAGACCAGUCAUAAACAACAGCCCCCCUCGCGAGAGCCCACCAGCUAAUUCUGUUAUUUCUCUUUUAAGCACAAACGUGCUGUCCCCUAUAGAAGAUAAGCUCUGGCUUUCGAAAGGGCCGCCCUCUUUGGACGGCUCCCUUGAUCUAGGGGCGCGGCCCAAGCUUAACCUGGACACGAUCCUCGCGCUGCGCCUGCCCAUAGACGUAUGGGAGUACAUUUCCUAUUUUCUUUCCUACACGGAGCUUCUCCGGCUCGCCGGGACCUGCAGCAUCCUGUGGUAUCCAAUCCUCCAGCGCGACAGCAUCUGGGAGCAGCAGCUUUCCUUUUGGCAUCGCAAUAUUAUGGACCUUCGCUGCGGCGCCCUGCUGCUGACCGCCUUUGUCUUUGGCGAGAAAAGCAGCGGGUACGAGCGCUUUAAACGACAGCGCCGGCUCUACGCCCUGGAUGCGCAUCGGGAAUGGCACUUUCGCGAGAUGGAGAGCCUUGAAGACGCCAGGACGGGGUUCUUUACGGUUCCCCUGCACCUAGGACAAGAAAAUACGGAAAGCGACGCGGCGGCUCCCAUCGCAUUGGAGCCCCUCUGCUUGAAGCUGGGCCGCGCGACGAAAGACCACACCUCGCGGGUGCCGAUGCCAGCCGUCGGGCAGCCUUUUCUCGGCGUCAAUGACUCCACACAAAGGCUGAGAAUAUGGCAUCCGAUACGUCCUGGUGAAGACUUUUCGAACGAUUGGGUUAACGGUGCAGCUCCUAGAAACACACCAAUAAAGCCCCAAUGUGAUUCAAUGGGAGAAGGAUUGGGGGAUUACGUGCUGGAUGCCCCGGCUUCGCUUGAGGAAGAGGAAGCGAUGCUGAACUACGCUUUGGCAUGUUCAGAAGCUGAAAUGAGUGGCCUAGCGCCGCCGCCGCCGCUGUUUGCCUUGUCGUCCCAUAAAAGUAGCAGAGGCAAUACCUCCAAGGACAACUCUCGACUUUCAUGGAGUGGUUCGCCGUUCAACCCUUCUCCGGGAAGCUCCUUUGCAAGGUGCCCUUGCAUGAAACCAAGCGAAAUAAUGACUUUGAUUGAUAUGAUAAACAGCGGAACAACCGCCCAAUCCCUCAUCCCGCUUGUGGACACCACCAAGCGGGAGGACGAGCUGUUUCUGCUCGCCAUGGGGGAGACCCUCAAAGGGGCGAGGCGGCGGCGACUGCACCUCGGCAACCACCACCGCGCGCUCGCCAAUAAUGGCCAGACGACGCGGCACCGGCUAGGGCCUCCCGCGGCAGGGACGAAUCAAAGCCUUUUUCGCUCUCCCUCGCCCCCUUUUUAUUCUUCUUAUCAAACAGAAAGAUCCCCUUCCUCCCCCGAAGCGGAUAUGGACGAGGGGAAUGGUAGAAAUGGAAAUGGGAAUGAAAACCGGCAAACAGCGGCUAUGUCAGGCCCCACAACGCCAUCCGCCCAGCUCCCACCGCCCCCGGUCAACUCCAUGCUACGAUGCUUUACAGGGGUGCUUAUGGAGAUUCACAAACGGGAGGCGUACCAGCUUUGUGAGAAAUUCCUCGGCAGCUCGAAACUCCUUGACGACUUUAUCCUCUUCCACACCACUAUUAACCCCUGGUUAUGUGGAAAGAGGGGGGGUAACUUGGCGUCGUCAGCGUUUGGCGCGGGAACGCGAUUUUUUAUGUUGCCGGAACUAUGCCGGAACGGCCGAAUUGGACUCCUUGUAGUGGAUAUGGUUCGCAUGUUGAUCAUCGUGGAGGAUGAAAAGACGGCGCGCGACGACCCCGCGUGGAUGCAUGGGUACGCGCGUGUCGACCGUAGUGGUCGCUUGGUGAUGCCAGGCUCUGGACACAACGCGCAAUACUAUGAGCGUAGCGAACUGCGUCCGUUGUAA
Molecule: messenger RNA, 1920 nt
Organism: Phytomonas sp. Hart1
Lineage: Eukaryota; Euglenozoa; Kinetoplastea; Trypanosomatida; Trypanosomatidae
Source: the annotation of a GenBank genome assembly